This is a messenger RNA of Mesorhabditis spiculigera, 315 nucleotides long. Lineage: Eukaryota; Metazoa; Nematoda; Chromadorea; Rhabditida; Rhabditidae. The record is from the annotation of a GenBank genome assembly.
AUGUUUGUCCCGAUCUCUCAAAUGUUCGCAGCAGGGACCCCGUGUAUGGAGAUUUGCCAAAUGCGCUUUUUCGUCGCGUUGAUAUGCUUGUCGCUGCUUCUCCCAAUUUUUGAUGCCAUGUUAUUGCCGCCGAUGAAGCCGAGGAAAGGUGUUCUUCCGGAAGGCCCGAUUCCUCAAGCAUGCUGCCAAGUAAUGUGCUAUCCAUAUGACACGUGUGUUUGCUGUUUUGUCGACUACGACUAUUGGAACGGCCAAGAAGUCGUCACUUCAAAAGGAGUACCCGAUUGGCUAACGAAAAAUGAAACCAAAAAGCCA